This is a messenger RNA of Perognathus longimembris pacificus (Pacific pocket mouse), 359 nucleotides long. Its product is annotated as E3 ubiquitin-protein ligase RBX1-like. Gene Ontology annotation, molecular function: ubiquitin protein ligase activity; zinc ion binding; cullin family protein binding. Gene Ontology annotation, biological process: ubiquitin-dependent protein catabolic process; protein ubiquitination. The record is from RefSeq and is a predicted model, not a curated record. Gene Ontology annotation, cellular component: nucleus; cullin-RING ubiquitin ligase complex. The transcript has a single exon. Lineage: Eukaryota; Metazoa; Chordata; Mammalia; Rodentia; Heteromyidae. The coding region runs from base 8 to 334 and encodes 108 amino acids.
UUUCAAAAUGGUGGCAGCGAUGGAUGUGGACACCCCGAGCGGCACCAACAACGGUGCGGGAAAGAAGCGCUUUGAAGUGAAAAAGUGGAAUGCAGUAGCCCUGUGGGCCUGGGAUAUUGUGGUUAAUAACUAUGCCAUCUGCAGGAACCAUAUUAUGGAUCUUUACAUAGAGUGUCAGGCUAACCAGGCGUCGGCGACUUCCGAGGAGUGUACGGUUGCGUGGGGAGUCUGUAAUCAUGUCUUUCAUUUCCAUUGCCUUUCUCGCCGGCUCAAAACACGGCAGGUGUGCCCUUUGGACAACAGAGAGUGGGAGUUCCAAAAGUAUGGCCACUAGACCAAGAAUUCUUCCAUCAAGCCUG